AGCCAGCUUAAUCUGUUUAUCGCCCUUCUCCUGUCUCUCCUGCACUACGCCAACAGAUUCUCACUGGUAAUUACGUAGAUUUAGCCCAGCUUCUUAAGCCAUCAGUCAUCGACACUAAUCAGCUCAGGGAAGUGCACACAAACUUCGGCUCCGUGCAACUCCGCCACUCACUAGCCUCACAGUCUAAAGACCUAACCCCCACAGAAUUUGCCUUCACUUUUUCUCUCUACCGUGACGUUAUCUGUUCUGCAUUUCCCUCAUGGAGAGCAGAGCUGGAUGAUUAUCUAUCUAUCGUGCUCGACAUGGCCCUACGGCAGGAUGGUGUGCAAUAAUUUCAACCACCUGGGCUGCGCACUUUCCAACUGCCGCCUCCUGCAUGUCUGCUUCUUCUGCGGCGGUGCGCAUGCCAGGAGCACUUGCCACCACAAUCCAACCACAGCAGCAGACCAACUUGUACAGCACCUCAGCACCCCUGUUCAGGUAAAUGUCCUUGCCACUGCUCUACAAGACCAUCCUGAUAGACAGCUUGUUCAUUUUCUCAUUGCUGGCUUCACACAUGUUUUCAUCCCGGUAUGGCAGUUCUCCCUGACAUUUUCCACGUCUGUCACAACCUCCAGUCUGCUCUUGCAGAACUCCACACUGUCGACACCCUGUUGGCUAAAGACGUCAAAGAAGGAUUCAUGAUAGGCCUGUUCGAUAUUCCUCAUUUUCUACUGUUCCGCAUCAGCCCGAUAGGUGUUGCCACUCGCAAAUACUCUGGAAAAAAGAGGCUAAUUAUGGACCUAUCUUCCCCACACGGCUCACACAUUCCAAGUAUCAACAGUGUCAUUCCCAGUCCGGAUUUCUCCAUACAAUAUGCAACCAUUGACCAUGCCAUCACCCUCAUUCGGCUAGCAGGACGUGGAGCUUGGCUUUCUAAAGCAGACAUCACCAGCGCAUUCAAAGUUUUGCCCAUUCAUCCUGACUUCUGGCGUUUUUUCGGCGCUUGCUGGAAGGGGGCAUAUUAUUUUUCUGUGCGCCUUACCUUUGGCUGCAAAAGCAGUCCUAAGAUCUUCGAUUCUCUUUCAGAAGCCCUAUGCUGGAUCCUUACUAACAACCACAGGUUCCCUUACAUUCUCCAUCUUCUCAACGAUUUUCUCGUCGUCUCUCCACCAUCCUCACCUCCUUGCCAUGGGCUCAAUACACUCACUAAUGCUCUGCUUCUGUCAAACUACCUCCUAGCAGACAGAUGCACCAAACGCCAGCUGUUAGCCCUCCUUGGCCAUCUCAAUUAUGCCAUCCGCAUAAUCCCGCAAGCUAAAUCCUUCUUGUCCAUCCUUUUGUCUAAGGCUGCUGCCAUUCCCUCUCUCCACGAUAGGGUCAUUCUAGACGAUGCCUGCAAAAUGGAAAUGUGUAUGCGGCUACAUUUCCUAUCUUCUUGGAAUGGCAUUUCCUUCUUCUACGACGACUUCAUCACCCAGCCUGAGGACAUUCAACUUUUCACAGACACAGCUCCCUCCACAGGCUUUGGCGGCUACUAUGGAGGGAGAUGGUUCGCCUCCAUUUGGCCCCCAGAGUCCCGCUCUCCUUCCUCUGCGCUUCACGAGCUGUAUCCCAUCAUAAUAGCUGCCAUUCUUUGGGGGCACGAAUGGUCUAGGAAGUCCAUACUUAUCCACUCCGAUAACACCACAGUCGUAGAGAUCCUGAACAAAGGUCGAUCUUGUUCUUUAGCCAUCAUGCAGUUCCUGCGCAGACUCACCUUAUUCUCAGCUCAACACCAGUUCAUCCUCUGGGCAGCCCACAUUCCCGGUCACCACAACAGCAUUGCUGACUCAUUGUCUCGCUUCUCGUUUCAGAAAUUCAGACACUUGGCCCCAGAAUCAGAUCUUCACCCAACACCUAUCCCACCGUUUUCAGCCACAAUAUUCAGCUAGCUCCACAGCUGUCAAACCUCUCUCACGCUUCACAAGAAGCCAUCCUUAACAGUCUCGCCCUAAGCACACUCUCAGCCUACCUAACUGUCUGGAAUUGCUUCAAGGCAUAUCACUCCACCAACCAGCUGCCUUUUCCCUCUCUGGACGUCAUGUCCAUCUUCAAUUUCAUCACCCAUGCUCAUUCCAUCCAAAAAAUACGGUCCUCCACCAUCCAGACCUACUUAGCAGGAAUCAACUUCUUCAUCAAACUAGUCACUGGCUUCCAUUGUCCUUCAACCUCCCAUUCUCACGUUACUAUGUUAAUAAAAGGCCUGCGUAAACAGGAACCGGCUCUCCCAGCUAGGCGCUUGCCACUCACUUCAGACCUUCUCAGCCUCUGCAUUCGCUCCCUUCAUUCAGGCUACAUAUCUCCUAUGGUUGACCUAACCCUAGAAUCCAUGUUUCUGCUGGCUUUUUUCGGAUUCCUGAGGUGCUCCGAAUUUGCCCUGACUUCAUCCGUCUAUAAUCCUUCUCAUAACCCCAGUCUAUCUGACAUAACCAUCCACACUGCUGACUCACUCAUAUUCACGCUCCGAAGGAGCAAAACAGAUCAGCUGGGAGUUUCUUUCCUUAUCUACUUAUUCCGCCUCGAAUCCUAUCUCAGCCCAUACGAGCCACUGACCAAAUACAUCAGCUCCAGGUAUGCUGCUAAGGCAUCACCUCAACACCCACUCUUUCUCACUGAAACAGGAAGAAUGGCCAAUAAAUUCUGGUUCCAGAAACAUUUACACCAAGUCCUAUGCAUUUCAGGCGUAUCUCCAGAACUCUAUUCUAGCCACUCCUUCCGCAUCGGCGCAGCAUCCACAGCAGCCAGACUAGGCAUCUCAGACCAAACCAUUCAGGUCCUAGGCCGCUGGUCAUCCCAAGCAUAUCGCUCCUACAUCCACAACAAUCUUAACGAUCUCCGUCAAGCUCAUGUUUGAAUCAGUUCAAUUUAAAUCUGACUCUUUUGGGGGAUAGUGAUCAGCUCGGGUGGAUACAUAUGCCUGAGACGGAACCCCCACACUGAGUCUCCCUCCGCCGGUCUUCAAUACAUCCCCCGAGACCAGCCUAACAGAUGACAUCUUCCCUCUACUUCACCCACAUCCAUUCAUCUAUUCUCAACAUUCAAUAACUCCUGUAUUCCAUUAAACCUUUAAACGACAUAUUGUUGUGGCGUGGUUCUUGCUAGUGAAAUGUAAUUAACCUGUUAACAGAGUA
This is a messenger RNA of Epinephelus moara (kelp grouper), 3152 nucleotides long. RefSeq lists its product as uncharacterized. The record is from RefSeq and is a predicted model, not a curated record. NCBI's taxonomy places the organism in Eukaryota, Metazoa, Chordata, Actinopteri, Perciformes, Serranidae. Bases 573 to 1913 code for a protein of 446 amino acids. The transcript has a single exon.